AAAACAAACUGAAUUCCAAUUUACUCUUCCAAAAUUAUACUACUAAAAACUUCUCCUUUUUUUCUUGUUUUGAGCAAAAGCCCUUUUCAAUCUUUUGACCUUUUAACAUCCAAAUUAUGAGCAAUCUUGAUUCUCAAAGACAACCACAACAACAACAACAACAUCAAGAUUCCUUAAAAUUGAGGUGGCAAGAAACCCAAAAGAAGACCAACAACCUAUACACCAAACUACUUAGUGGUACUACUACUACUACUACUACUACUACCACCAGAAAGAUGCAAAUAUUUCCCGGUGGAUUCGACGACGAUCUUGUUGUGUCCACGGUGGUGCCGCCUGUCACGGUGGUGCUCGAGGGACGGUCGAUAUGUCAGAGAAUCAGCCUUGAAAAACAUACCAGCUACCAGAGCUUAGCCAAGGCACUAAGACAAAUGUUCGUAGAUGUUAAUAAUGAUGGUGAUGGAAAUGAACCAGUCACAUCAUCAGAUGGGAGUGAUCAACUUGAUCUUUCAAAUGCAAUUCCAGGUCAUCUCAUUGCUUAUGAAGACAUGGAAAAUGAUCUGCUUCUUGUUGGUGACCUCAAAUGGAAUGAUUUUGUUAGAGUGGCAAAGAGAAUCAGAAUACUGCCAAUAAAAGCAAAUUCAAGGAAGAGAAGGGUAGAGAUUUAAUCAACAACAGCGGCUGCACAAGAAAUUUUAGAUCGCAAUAUUGAGGAGUAACAAAAAGAAAUACUCUUUAUGUUCAACGAAAACAAUCGUUUUGAAACAGAACCGAUAACUGUCCAUCAAUCUGUGCCUCUAUGCAAAAUGUGAUAGUAUACAAAAUUGUUGUACUUUCACUUAUUGUUGUUGAAUAAAAUCGACCUUUUUCUG
Oldenlandia corymbosa var. corymbosa is the source of this 869-nucleotide messenger RNA. The record is from the annotation of a GenBank genome assembly. NCBI's taxonomy places the organism in Eukaryota, Viridiplantae, Streptophyta, Magnoliopsida, Gentianales, Rubiaceae.